ACGGAUCUCGUUCAAAAAACGCGCAUUCAACCGCCAAAUAACGCUACAGGAUAUUUCCCGAAUCGUAUUCCAUCAACGAGUCCUCGUACAAACAAAGAAGCCCGGAACGCUUCCAGGUGUAUAUUAUUCGUGUGGAACUUAUUCUACCGCAGUUACCGGCGAACCAGGAGCUAGUGAUUCAAGUGGCGCAGAAGUAUUUACCAAAAACAAUCCAAAAAUGAGUGUGAAGGAUAUUUACUAUUCGGAUAAAUAUUACGACGACGAUUACGAGUACAGACACGUAGUGCUACCGAAGGAUAUAGCGAAAUUGGUACCGAAAACACACCUCAUGUCAGAGAACGAAUGGCGAGCGAUCGGUGUGCAGCAAUCGCGCGGAUGGGUCCACUACAUGAUCCACCAGCCCGAACCCCACAUUCUGCUGUUUCGAAGGCCCAUCACAAAGGCAUAAAUCAGCUUCAACGAUCUUCAGGACAAUGUGUCGGUGCGUGCGUGCGUGCGUGCAGUGAGUGUGUCAGCGUGUGUGUGUGUAUGCGUACCCUCUUAACCCCCGGGAACCGGUGGAGGCACCUUUGCGCGUCGUGAAGAUUCUGGAAAUGUUCUACGUAGCGUCGUCUUCCCGGAUGUAUAAUAAUGUUCGUCGCGUACGUACACCCCAGCACCGCCCGCUCCCCCACCCCACCUCAAGCUCCCUUCAAGCGUCUUUGUUUUGUUGUGGUUAUUCGCCCCAUUCUGCUGGUCUCUGCUAAGCUCUCGCUCAGCAUUUCGUAUCAAACAUUCGUUGCCAUCAAAUCGUGCUAAGCCCACAAUCGUCGUUAUUCGUCCAUUAGGAACUUACGAACCGGCUUUAAUCGUGUGUACAACCCGGCUGAACACUAACCGAUAUAAUUGUGCAUCAUCACAAUCAGCAGCGUAAUGGAAACAUUAUUUACCAAUUCGUCUCAUCAUGAUCGAAAAGAAAUCUGCAAAUUCAGCAGCCGUGAGGGGGCAGACACAGGGUAGACGACAGGCAGUCAGGUAUCAUCAAACGUUCAAGUGCGUUAGGAAAAUGUGGCACAACGAAGAAGAAAGGGGUAGUAUUCUCACCAGAAGACAGGAAAUUGCGAUCAAGGAAAAAGGCGUACAAUUCUCGCUCUAGCUCGAUGUAAUACCUCUCUCCAAUGUAUUCUCUCUCUCUCUCUAUAUCUCAUUACAUUUUUUGUUUGUUCUUCAAUGUACAGUUUCUUCUUUCCCUGACGAAUGUUUUGUCUACAAAAGAAAAGAGAAGCGAAAUGUGUGCCUUUUUCUAUAAAACCACGAAAUUACAUUUAAGGUAAAUUGUACAAAUAUAUUUAUGGCUUAAAACACACA
Molecule: messenger RNA, 1347 nt
Organism: Anopheles stephensi (Asian malaria mosquito)
Lineage: Eukaryota; Metazoa; Arthropoda; Insecta; Diptera; Culicidae
Gene: Cks30A
Product: cyclin-dependent kinases regulatory subunit
Exons: 2
Coding region: 218-448 (76 amino acids)
Biological process (GO): regulation of mitotic cell cycle
Cellular component (GO): cyclin-dependent protein kinase holoenzyme complex; SCF ubiquitin ligase complex
Molecular function (GO): cyclin-dependent protein serine/threonine kinase activator activity; protein kinase binding; ubiquitin binding
Source: RefSeq, a predicted model, not a curated record